Messenger RNA from Salvia splendens (bonfire salvia), 1717 nucleotides. RefSeq lists its product as uncharacterized. NCBI's taxonomy places the organism in Eukaryota, Viridiplantae, Streptophyta, Magnoliopsida, Lamiales, Lamiaceae. The transcript is spliced from 4 exons. The coding region runs from base 7 to 432 and encodes 141 amino acids. The record is from RefSeq and is a predicted model, not a curated record.
UUUAGGAUGAGAAUAAGAGAUGAUAGCAGUUUUCUUCAGCAAGGUUCUGUCAUUCAAGGAGGACAAAGGCUUGGUGGUGAAUAUGAUGAUCUACAAGUGAAGUCCCUUGAGGAUUUGUCUUGCCUAGAGGAAGGUUCAUGUUGGGUAUUCGGUAAAAUCGAGUCAGUUGAGUGCCAUUACGGUGAAUGGUAUUUUUUGGCGUGUAAGACUUGUGUUAAGAAGGUCAGAGAAGUGGAUAACAAGUUUAACUGUUCUGGAUGUACAAAAACUCAUUCUUAUGCAGUUAAAAGGUUCAAGUUUGUGGUGAAUGUUGUUGAUCAUACCAGCAAUGCAUCUUUGUUAUUGUGGGAUAGGGAAGGCAGCCAACUGUUAGGGAGAAAUGUGACUGAUUUUGUAGGAAAUGGUGGUCAGGUUUGUAUAUUAAAACACUGAAAUUUAGUCUUUUUCUAUCAUGGUGAGUUCUAAUUUCAUUUCUAUUUCAGCAGGUUGCUCCUAAGAAUUCCAUUCCUGCACUUAUUGAAGAGAUUCUUGUGGGUCAGAAUGUACUGUUUAAACUUCAGCUUAAAAAUCAUAUUGAGUAUUACAGAAGUUACCCUUUUACUGUGAACAAAAUUUGUAAUCUCCCUGAAGUAGUUGACAAGUAUACUCCUAAAGACUUGGGUGAACAGAUCUUUAAAUUUGAUACGAGGUUAUCUGAUCUACUUUUUGGAGCUGAUCUUGCUGAGGUAUUUAUAUUUUGUUAUUAUUCAGUAGCUAUAUUUUGUAUUUUGAAAAAGUGGUAUUGUUUUUUAUCUGAUUUCAUUUUACUUAUAGGUUUCUCAAAAGCCCUAUGUUACAACUGAUCUGUCCACUCUUGCUAAUGAGAAUAUCAGUGACUUAUUUGUUGAAGGAUCUGAAUUAAAUGUUGGAGUUGAUGUUGCUGAGGUAUUUCUGUUUAUAUUUUUGCUAUUUUGAUUAUUUUGUAAAUAUUUUUCAUGUUUAAUAAUUAACUAUCAUUAUUAAUAUAGGGUUCUCAGAGGGUGUUUGUUACACCUGAUCUGUCUACUGUUUCUAAUGAUAAAAUGAAUGGAUGGGGUGUUGAAGGCUCUGUAAAGCGAUGCUUGGAUUUAGAAUUUGACGGAUGUGAUGAUGUUGGUGAAGUUCAGAUGAAGAAGAAAGAGAAAAUUGCUGGUUCUAAUUAGAUGGGCAAUCAUACUUGGUGUUUAUCUUUUGCAGUGUUUUGUUUUUUUUUUGCAUCUUAAAAGAACUCUCAUCCUAUGUUUUGUUGUGUUGGUUUUGGAUUUUGUCACUGAACUUGACAAUUUUUUGAUGUUGUUAGGGCAUGUGCAUGUUUUCCAUGUAGUCAAGUUAGUAAGAUGAGAUCUUCAUCAAGAAUUUUUAAUGUUCAGCUAUCCCUUCAUUUUAUAAUGAAGUUUUUAAGUUAUUGUUCUGUUUUUUCCACUUAUUAUGUAUAUUAAUGUUUAUUAUGUAUAUUAAUGUUUGACAAUGUUUAAAUUUGAAAUAUAUGAUUAAGGUCAAUAGAGGAGUAUUAAUAAUUGAAUAAACCUAAAGGCAAUUCUAGAAGUGGAUGUGUAAAAUAAUCUUUUUGCAUUCUGAUUCAUGUGUGUGUAUAAAUCCAACAUGAGAGCUGAUAACUCAUACAAUAUUGUUCACAAUUAUUCAGAAUCUGCCAUUCAAUUUUAUAAUCAUUUAACUAUUAAUUCAGUUAUGAUCAUAU